Messenger RNA from Eremomyces bilateralis CBS 781.70, 1173 nucleotides. RefSeq lists its product as uncharacterized. The transcript has 2 exons. Bases 1 to 1173 code for a protein of 390 amino acids. The record is from RefSeq and is a predicted model, not a curated record. Lineage: Eukaryota; Fungi; Ascomycota; Dothideomycetes; Eremomycetales; Eremomycetaceae.
AUGGCGACCGUCCCCUCGAAAUUCCCCGACGCGAAAUCCCCCUCCGUGCACCUCGCCCAUCCGACCCCCUCCGAGCGCCGCGCCUUCCUCACGAACAAUGGACAAUCAUGGCGGGGCAACCUCACCAUCGAGCAGUACCUGGUGCGCGAGGACGCGGUGUACGACUACCUGACGCCGGCGAACAUGACGUACUGGGUGCUGGUGGACGGCGAUGGGGAGGAGCGCAUGGUGCUGUCGAGCUGCGAGACGUACAAGAGACGGGGGAUUGUCGCGAGGGAGGGGAAGGUAAAGGAUGUGGUUGGGCAUGGGAUUGGGAGCGUGUUCUGUAGGCCGGAGUUACGGGGACGAGGCUACGCGGGGCGCAUGAUGGAGGAACUGGGUAAGAAGCUUCAGCACUGGCAGACUGAGGAGCAUGAGUGUCUAUUCAGCGUGCUAUUCUCCGACAUUGGCAAGAAAUACUACGCCCAAUUCGGCUGGCAACCCUUCCCCUCCACCCACCUCCACCUCGCCACCAUCCCUCUCACCACCCCCUCCCUUCCCUCCCUCCCCCCUACCCGCCCCCUCACCACCUCCUCCCUCCCCCCCCUCUGCACUCUCGACGAAUCCCUCCUCCGCCACCGCCUCCCCCCCACCUCUGCCGCCUCCCCCUCCACCUCCCUCGUCACCUUCCUCACCACCGCCGAGCUCCUCGGCUGGCACCACGUGCGCGAAGACGUCAUUGCCACCGCGACAUUCGGGCGGCCGGCGGAGGUGCGGGGCGCGGUCUGCGGGGAGGAGGGGGAGCGGGUGUGGUGCUACUGGUUGCGCAGCUGGUAUAAUGCGGAUGGGACGAACACUGAGAGGAAUCAUUUGCAUGUGUUGCGGAUUGUGGUAGAGGGGUGGGACGGGGCGGAUGGAGGGGCGGUGGGGGAGGGGAGGGAGUGGGUAGGGGGGAUCGCGGCGGUGUUGGACGCGGCGAGGAGAGAGGCGAGUGGGUGGCAGAUGGAGGGGGUGGAGGUGUGGAAUCCGAGUGAGGUGGUGGUGGAGGCGGGGAGGUUAUUGGAGGGGGGGUGUAGGGUAGAGGAGAGGGAGACGGAGAGUAUUCCAUGUUUAAGGUGGUAUGGGGAGAGGAAGGGGGAGAGCGUGAGGGACGACGUCCAGUGGGUUGCGAAUGAGAAGGCGGCGUGGUGUUAG